Messenger RNA from Bathycoccus prasinos, 1092 nucleotides. Its product is annotated as methyltransferase-like protein 6. The coding region runs from base 1 to 1092 and encodes 363 amino acids. The record is from RefSeq and is a predicted model, not a curated record. NCBI's taxonomy places the organism in Eukaryota, Viridiplantae, Chlorophyta, Mamiellophyceae, Mamiellales, Bathycoccaceae. The transcript has a single exon.
AUGCGGCUGUUGUUCUGCGGCAAAAACUUUAACGGCGCGAAAGUGGUGGUACUCGCGACGACGACGAGAAAGACGACGACGAGGAAUUUGUUUUCUCGGCGCUGUUGUUUUUGCAGCAGCAGCGCUCGAAAGUGUUCUCCCUCUCAAAGUCUCUCCAAUGUCAUCAGCAAAAGGGGUGGUGGUGUUGUUCCCCAAAUUAGGGGUUGUUUACUCCGCGCAUCCUCCUCCUCCUCACCAUCGAAGGACAAAAACAACAGCAACAACACCAACAACACGAAUGCCUGGGAACUGUUCUACCAAAACCACCGAUCGAACUUUUUCAGAGACCGACACUAUUUGCGGAAAUCGUUCAAACGAGAUUUAAUGAACGACGUGGAAUUCGAAGGGUUCGUGGAAAAUGUCAGUCCCGAGGAGCUCGAGGAGAAAAUGAAAACGCUUCCCGCGCUUGAUGUUUUCGAGAUUGGCGUUGGGGUUGGGAACGCGAUGUUUCCGUUGCUACGAGCGAAUCCAAACUUACGAUUUCAAUGCGCGGAUGUGAGCGAAACCGCCAUCGAGCAGUUGAAGUUACACGUCGAUUACGACGAGCGUAGGAUUUCGAAAGCGUUUGUGGUCGACGCCGGGGAAAGAGGGUGUUUGGUGUCGAUGAAAGACGAAUCGUUCGAUGUUGUUUUGAUGUGUUUUUUUCUCUCCGCGUUAAACGAAGCAGAGAUUAGGAAUUGUUUGAUGGAGGUUAGAAGGGUGUUGAGGAACGGCGGGGUAGCUUUAGUGAGAGACUACGCGGACGACGACGAAAAGAACAAGGCCUCGUCCGACUUUAAUCCGGGAAGGAAAGUAGUCAUGGAAGACGAGCGGGAGGCUUACCGAAGGAGCGAUGGCACUUUAGCGCGAUUUUUUAGCGAGAGGCAGAUGAUGGAGAUGUUUACGGGAGUCGGGUUUCAAGAAGCAGCGAGCGGGGAAGAAGAUGGAGUAGGAGAAGAACGCGAGGAGAGAAAAGAAGGGAGCGCGGUGGAGAGAGUCUUGUUCACGCAAGCGAACAGGAAAAUGAAUGUUGAAAUCACGAGAGCGUUUCUUGAAGGUAGGUUUGUAAAAUAG